Molecule: messenger RNA, 902 nt
Organism: Stomoxys calcitrans (stable fly)
Lineage: Eukaryota; Metazoa; Arthropoda; Insecta; Diptera; Muscidae
Gene: e(y)2b
Product: enhancer of yellow 2 transcription factor
Exons: 3
Coding region: 15-335 (106 amino acids)
Biological process (GO): regulation of transcription by RNA polymerase II; positive regulation of DNA-templated transcription; poly(A)+ mRNA export from nucleus
Cellular component (GO): DUBm complex; SAGA complex; nuclear pore
Molecular function (GO): chromatin binding; transcription coactivator activity
Source: RefSeq, a predicted model, not a curated record
CUGGCAACACUGCUAUGAAUUUGUAUUUUCGUGAAAACAAAUUAUUCCAAACAAUGACCUUAACAAAAACAGUCGACCAAAUGACGAUUUUAAGUGGUGACAGAUCAAAAUUAAAAGACUUGCUUUGCAAUCGCUUGGCUGAAUGCGGUUGGCGCGAUGAAGUUCGUCUAAUGUUCCGCGCUAUCAUCAAAGAGAAAGGUAACAAUACAAAAGUGGAACAAUUGAUUACGGAGGUAACACCGAAAGCAAGAGCACUAGUACCAGAUGCCGUAAAAAAGGAGCUGCUUAUGAAAAUCAAAGCAAUUCUAGCCGCGCAAGAGGGCAUAGAUUUAUAGCUUACCACAAGGACUUCAAAAAUUUGAAGCUCUUACAAUAACCACAAUUGCUGACGGGACACAUUUUCAUUUGGACAUCAUCACCCACUUUUAUAAUAGCAGCCAUUCCACUUUCAGAAUGUAUCGAAAUGUGACAGUGUAAAAUCCAAUAUCCGGGAUUAUUUGCAUAAAAGCGUAUUAUGGUGUAUCCAUAUGCUGGUACUUGCACUGUAUCCUUAAGCGGUGCUUUACUCGUGCGCCUGGGUAAGGGAUUUUUCCGAUCGAUUUCCUGUACCUUAAAUUAGAAGAUUUUUUUGCAUUAAAUUCGAGAAAAAUGUAGUGUGUUCUGGUAUACACUUUUACAUUUCCCUUGAAAACAAUUUGCCAAAACAAAUUGCUGGUGGUGAAAAACUUCUUUGAUUUUAUUUUAGAAAAUUUAUGAUGUAAAUUUACUAAUAAUUACAAGGUGCUUCAAGGGGUGAGAUGGAAGGUGAAUCCUAGAACAUACCAGAAUAUAAAAAAUGAAUUCCUCUUCCCCUGGAAAGUGAAUCCUAGAACAUACCAGAAUAUAAAAAAUGAAUUCCUCUA